Molecule: messenger RNA, 4134 nt
Organism: Apodemus sylvaticus (European woodmouse)
Lineage: Eukaryota; Metazoa; Chordata; Mammalia; Rodentia; Muridae
Gene: Gprc5c
Product: G protein-coupled receptor class C group 5 member C
Exons: 5
Coding region: 713-2038 (441 amino acids)
Biological process (GO): visual perception; G protein-coupled receptor signaling pathway
Cellular component (GO): signaling receptor complex; extracellular exosome; plasma membrane
Molecular function (GO): protein kinase activator activity; G protein-coupled receptor activity; sevenless binding
Source: RefSeq, a predicted model, not a curated record
GUUAAACACUACCUCGGGGAACAAAACUGAGAAGGCUAAUUAGGACAGGUCACCACAGGGAACCGGGACGCGGGGAGGGGAGGCCGCGACGUAAGAAACUCGGGCGUGGGGUAGUCAGGCCGACAAAGACGCUGGCCAACAGUCCGCAGGGUUUCUGGACUCAGUCCACAGAGUUAGUGGCGUGCGCUGUGGCAUUCCCUCGUGAUCUUGGAGACUGGGCUCUUCAGGAAGGGUCACGCACGAAGGAGACGGAUACUCCGUGUGUGCUGUGUCCACGUGUGCAAGCUUGCGAGGGGAGCCGUGACAAAGACGGACUUUGUGUCUUAGUGUGUUCCCAGCUCCAACCGGGAGCAGCGAACUGUGCCAGGCAUGUGUCUCAUGGGAAAGCCAGGACGAAAGUGACAAAGGUUGGGUGUCUGUCACGGGGAGACACGCCAAGGUGGCCACCGUGCGUCUGUGGGUUCGUGCGAUCGCUGGGAGAUGCAGCCCAGGGGUGUACUGGACUGCAUCCUGAACAGCUUUCCGGAGAGAAAGGCGAGCUCAGAAAGUGAGUACGCGCAAGUGCGCGCGCGCCCGCGUGCGGGGGCGUGGCAGUAAACAGCAACAACCCACUCGUCAGUUUGGCCACAAACUCGAAUCGCCCUUCCCAACCCGAAAGUGCGCAGUGGCCGAGCCUGGAGGGACCCAGCUGAAGCCGGGCCUGGGAGCCAGGAUGGCCACCCGCAAAGCCUUGCUGAUGUGCCUAGGUCUGCCUCUCUUCUUCCCAGGAGCCUUGGCCCAGAAUCAUGCCCCACCUGGCUGCAGCCCAGACCUGGAUCCUCUCUAUUACAACCUCUGUGACCGCUCGGGGGCCUGGGGCAUUGUCUUGGAGGCGGUGGCCGGAGCGGGCAUCAUCACGACGUUUGUGCUAACCAUCAUCCUUGUGGCCAGUCUGCCAUUUGUGCAGGACACUAAGAAGCGGAGCCUCCUGGGGACCCAGGUGUUCUUCCUGCUGGGCACCCUGGGCCUCUUCUGCCUGGUGUUCGCCUGUGUGGUGAAGCCGGACUUCUCUACCUGUGCCUCUCGCCGCUUCCUCUUCGGGGUCCUGUUUGCCAUCUGCUUCUCCUGCCUGGUAGCCCACAUCCUUUCCCUCAACUUCCUAUCCCGGAAGAACCAUGGGCCCCGAGGCUGGGUGAUCUUCACCGUGGCUCUGCUGCUCACCCUCGUGGAGGUCAUCAUUAACACCGAGUGGCUGAUCAUCACCCUGGUACGCGGAGGGGGCCAGGUUAGCGUCCUGGGCAACGGCAGUGCCGAGUGGACCGUGACCUCUCCGUGUGCCAUCGCCAACAUGGACUUCGUCAUGGCCCUCAUCUACGUGAUGCUGCUGCUGCUGGGGGCCUUCCUGGGAGCCUGGCCCACCCUGUGUGGCCGCUUCAAGCGCUGGCGGAAGCACGGCGUCUUUGUGCUGCUCACCACAAUCCUCUCCAUCGUCAUCUGGGUUGUAUGGAUUGUCAUGUACACCUACGGCAACGCGCAGCACCAGAGCCCCACCUGGGAUGACCCCACGCUGGCCAUUGCCCUUGCUGCCAAUGCCUGGACCUUUGUCCUCUUCUAUGUCAUCCCUGAGGUCUCCCAGGUGACCAAACCCAGCCCAGAACAGAGCUACCAGGGGGACAUGUACCCGACCCGAGGGGUAGGCUACGAGACCAUCCUGAAGGAGCAGACGGGCCAGAGCAUGUUUGUGGAGAACAAGGCGUUUUCUAUGGAUGAGCCAGCCUCAGGGAAGAGACCGGUGUCACCUUACAGUGGCUACAAUGGACAGCUGCUGACCAGCGUGUACCAGCCCACGGAGAUGGCCCUGAUGCACAAAGGCCCGUCCGAAGGUGCAUACGACGUCAUCCUCCCACGGGCCACCGCCAACAGCCAGGUUAUGGGCAGUGCCAACUCAACCCUGCGAGCCGAAGACAUGUACAUGAUCCAGAGCCACCAGGUGGCCACACCACUGAAAGACGGCAAGAUCUCUCAGGAUCAGUCCCCGAAAAAUAAAACAAGAUGGUAGCUGCCCUCUUCCCUGGACCACACCUCAUCCGGAUCCCUCAUUGCUCUGCCUCCCGCUGAGCAGGGCCCAGCUGCUUUCCCAUCUUUGUCCUUGGAGCUGGGAGGGACCAGAGGCCACCAAUUUGAAGCAGUGGACUGAGUGGGGACCUUGGGAUAGGCCUGAAGCUUAUGACUGGUGCUCAUAGGGCCACUGUCCCUUGCCCAUCCCAGCCUCCUGGUACCCAAGAAACUGCAGCUACAGGGAGUUCACUGUUGACUCCCAUUUCCUGCCUUAACACAUCCCUCAGGUCACAGAGACUGUGUCCCCACGUGGUUCUCCAGGUUAGUGUCCCGCUGUGAGCAUCAGGUGUGUGACAGACCUCCUUGGCCAUGUUGGUCACAUGUCAGUGUGUCUCACAAGGCUCGCCAGGUGAAUCUUUGUGAGUCUCUGGAGACAAGCCACAACAACAGAAGUUGUCUCUUGCCCUACUUAGGGCCUGCUGCACUUUCUAGACUGGAAGGUCACCGACUAGGUUUGGCAGGCUGUUUCUCAUGACCUGAGGGUCCCAGGUCCCAGCACCUUUGAACCUGGACUGAGCCUGCUAUACCUUCAGUGGGUUGUGUACCCUCACCAGGGCAGGGCCAGUCUGCCUGUUCUGUCCUCCCCACUGCCCAUCACCAUUGGAGAUGGCAGUUACACUCAUUCCCACCUGGGGGAGCUUUUGUUGUCCAGCCCUGCCACACAGAAAGCCCACAUCGGAGUUGAAGAGCCAGUGGGCCCCAGUGGUGCUAGGGCUUUGCACCAUUUCUGUCUCAGUUAAUCCCCUGGCUGAAUCUCCCCCGUCUUUUUGGCUUCUGUGCCAGCUCCCGGCAUAGCUCCAGGGACAGGUACAGAUGUGGAUGUUGCUGAAUUAACCUGGAUCUCACAGGUUCUGAAGGUACCUGCUUGGGCUACCUGGACAUAUGUGGUUGGGGUCUGGGAGUACCCUUAGGAGACGGUGGGUGGGAGUCAGGGCUGCAUUCUCAGGGUGAGUUGAACCUUGCCUGUGUCUGACUGGUGGGCUGUGGGGUCCAGGACUGCAGAUCGCUUAUGGGAAGAUGUCUUAAGUUUCUACCUCAGCUUGGGCAGCAGAUAUCCUUGGGACACCUGGACAUGCUCUGCCGCUCUCAUCAUUAAAGGAGUGUCCUUGGCCUUUGGACAUGCACCCGAGGGACCUGAUGGCCACCCAGGUCAGAGAGGACCAUUUUCAGUCCUGCAAGCUGCUGGCACCAAUGGCUGAGAUGGUGCCAUGGUACUAGACCCUGGAAUUGAGAUCUUCAGAGCAUCGUCCUUCAUUUUACUCUUGGGUAGCAGACAGAGCCUCUUCUGCUGUGCGCCACCCCCCCCCCCCAAUGUGUUCUGGGACCUGGCCCUUAGCUCUGCUUAGUGCCAAGGUAGGGGUAAAGAUGAGUGGAUUCCCCGGAAGGCACCCCAUGCCUAGUGCUCAUGCUGUCCCCAAAGCCCUGUGCCUUUUAUCAUUGGGUGAAAGGUUCCCACAGCGUAGGACUAUACCUCCGAAUGUGACUCCUCCUGCCUUGAGCUCUGAGGAAUGAGGAUGCUCAAUCCUUCCACAAAGGAACGGGGGUCUCCAUGUACCUCACGCUGUUCUUGAUCUAAGAUCUGCUGCAGUAUGCAAGGGACUAGUUUGCUGUCUUAAGUGAGUCCUUUAGGACUCUGAAAGCUCCAGAUCCCUAGGUGGGUAGCCCGUGGUGGGUGUGGCUGUGUUUAUAGCCCAAGUCCUGCCUGCAGCUGAAGCUGAGGAGGGAUGGGCUCAGGUUACCCUGUGUGGUAACCCUUCUGUCUUUUAGUUGCGGUUCCAGUGGAGAAGUACUUUUUUUGUUUUAGGAGGGGUGGGGGCCUCCCAAUGAACAGCUCUGUAUCAUACACAAGCCUUUAAUGGGAGAGAGACAUCAAGUAGGUCCAGACUUGACCCAAGCUCAUCAUCUGCAGGCCGCUAUUCCUUGAUAGAUGUCACACCGACACUGUUAAAUCCUGUAGUGGGUGUAAAGGGAGGGUCAACCUUGUAACUACUCAGAAUUAAAUGACUGCCCUUUCUUUGGGAGGGGUUACUGCCUCUG